Molecule: messenger RNA, 1863 nt
Organism: Pelagomonas calceolata
Lineage: Eukaryota; Pelagophyceae; Pelagomonadales; Pelagomonadaceae
Source: the annotation of a GenBank genome assembly
AUGAGCGCCCAAGUACAGCAACCACAGCUCACCGACGACCAGUGGCUGCAGCUGCACCGCGACCAGCUCGUAAAACAAAACGUGCCGGCCGCCGUGCAUUCAAUAAUAGCGAGGAAGAUGAACCACGAGAUAUUCGACUGUUCGACAACGUUUGCGCUGCAGGACGGGACAACGCGCGUCGUCAAAGCGACGCCAAAACACGGUGAUGCGUGGAUUUCGGACCACGCCUUGGUCUUCCGCGCGCCGACGGACGCCAAAGCAGCUCUUGCACAGUACCCGGGCCUCGCGGAGCGCUUCGCGACGAUGGCGCGCUGUGAGCCCGAGGACGCACUCGACAAAGCCAUCUGGAGGUACGCGCAGGCCCUGCCCGGCGCGCGGCCGCCCGUGUGGUGCGUCGAAGAUGAAAUUGGCAAUGGCUUCAUGCGAGGGUCGCCCGUCGCUAUCGGCACGGCUCAUAUUACAGACCGGAGGACGGGCGACACGUUCGCCGUUUAUUGGCCUGAGGGCGACUUGGACGUGGGCAGCGCCCCGAGGCGCGACCCGUAUCCGCACAUCAAACCAGGAUUACGUAGAGACGCUUUACUAAGUGCGAGCGCGGACUCGUCGGAGCGCUGGCGAGCGGCCUACGCCGCGUUCUCGAAGCCUGAAAGCGCUUCUGCUGAGGUUCCGGCCUCGUCCAACACAAAACCACCGGCAACGACUCCUCUCAAAGUCUGGACCGACGUCGCCUGGACCUCCGAGGUCACGGACCCACGAAUAGAAUUUGUGGAGGACGCGUCAACUGCCGACGCCGUUUUCGCCCAUUCCGGCGGUGGGAAGUAUCAAGUUCUCAAACACCAGCUGGUGUCGUGGUUCGCCUACGAGGCGGCGCUGAUCAAGAAGGACCACCUCGCGGCGACGUUACGAAGAGCCGGCCUGGCGCACCUGGCACCCGUCACGUUUGAUCUGGAGACGGAGCUCGACGCGCUGCUGGGCUUCCUUGUUGCCAGCCGUGUGGAAAUCAAAUUUCGGGCGCCCCACGCCAUCGACGCGAUGGUGUCACCGUAACUGCGUCUGCUCGAUGGCGUGGCGAUUCCACGCCAUCGACGCGACGUCCCCGUGACCACGUCGGCUCGAUGGCGUGGAGGCUCACGAAGUCCACGCAACAUUUCUCAGGAUAGCCUAGCUCACUGGUUGAUGUCCACGCAGGCCGCCACCGACGCCCACGUCAUCCUGAAGCCCUACGAUCUUGGGCGGUCGAUAGGCCACAGCGUGACCAAGUCGAUCCCCCAGGUCCUCGCGUAUGCCGCGGCGGGCGGCUACGUGGCCCAGCGCUACGUCGAAAGGCCGCACGCGCUGCCGACCGAUUCGAGGGGGCGCAAGUACGAUAUAAGGGUGGUGGCCCUCCUGCGGUCGGCAUCACCUUUGGAACUCUACGCGCACGACCACGUGUAUGUCAGGUGCGCGAACAAGGCGCACUCACUCUCAAACUUGGACGACGUCGAGGUCGCGCUCACGGCCAUGCACCUCGUGGAGCGGGAGGCGGACUACCCAACAACUAGCGCCUUUAUCGAAGCGUUCGACAAGGAGAACCCGUCGAGGCCCUGGGAUUCGGUCAUGGCCGACGUCCGCGCGACGCUAAGGAAAGCCUUCGCCGCGUGCGCUUCUCUGCACGCGGGCUUCGCUUCUUCAUCCAACAGUCGUAGCGCCUACGGCUGCGACUUCAUGCUCGACGCGGAUCUGAAGCCGUUGUUGCUAGAGGUGACCUUCGCUCCGGCUCCGCUCUGGUCGUCGGAGAGCAUGCCGGCGCGCGUCGACGGCGUCGCCGACGAUAUCUUCCGGACGCUGUUUUUUGGGGAGACGGCGCGGGUGACUCGGUGUUAA